Messenger RNA from Penicillium soppii, 1476 nucleotides. RefSeq lists its product as uncharacterized. The record is from RefSeq and is a predicted model, not a curated record. Gene Ontology annotation, molecular function: lyase activity. Gene Ontology annotation, cellular component: periplasmic space. The transcript has 2 exons. The coding region runs from base 1 to 1476 and encodes 491 amino acids. NCBI's taxonomy places the organism in Eukaryota, Fungi, Ascomycota, Eurotiomycetes, Eurotiales, Aspergillaceae.
AUGGACUCCGGUAACAUUCCCUACAUCCCCCAGGCUGUGAGUGCCGUGGAUCGUGAUGCAGAGGGCGAUACCACAGCCCACGCCUCUCGCCUUUGGCAAGAUGCAGCAGCAGCAUUUGCACUUGCCCUUCGCUGGAAAGUUGAGAGAAACACAUCGUAUGCUGACGCCGCUGCGGAUAUUCUGACUGCCUGGGCCGAAAGUCUCACUUCCCUCGGCGCAAACGACGAUCAAUACCUGGUGGCUGGCCUGCAGGGACAUGAGCUGGCAAAUGCUGGAGAGCUACUGCGAGACUACGCCCCUUUCCAAAAGAGCGGACUCGCUUCUUUUCAGACAAUGAUGCAGCAUGUUUUUCUGGAAAAGAACUUGUACUUCCUGAAUCAUCUGGCUGGCUCAGAGCAUAACGUGAAGCAUUUUUUCGCCAAUUGGGAGCUUGCCCAGGUCGCUUCAACCAUGGCAAUUGGUGUCCUGACGGAUAAUAAGACCACGUGGGACUUUGCGGUCAAUUAUUUCAAGAAUGGAACUGGAAACGGUGCGAUCAACAAUGCAAUAACGAAUAUUGUGGAAGAGCCCGGCACUGGUCGUCCACUUGGCCAAGGUCAGGAAGAAGGUCGAGACCAGGGACAUUCGUCGUUGGAUUACGCUCUCCUCGGUGUUAUUGCUCAACAAGCAUGGAACCAAGGUGAAGACUUGUUUGCAUACAAUGACAGCCGCAUUCUCCUCGGUGCCGAAUAUUUUGCGCGUUACAACCUCGGAUAUGAUGUUCCCUUUGAGAGUUACACCAACGGCAUCGUCAGCUAUCCCGAGAUAUCUAGUCAAUCUCGUGGUAGUGUAAGAUGGGCGUGGGAGGUGCUCUACAAUCACUAUGUUAAGAUCAAAGGGCAAUCUGCUCCUUGGACGACUCAAUACUGGAACAAAUCUUUGGAAACUUUUGGUGGUGUCGAGAUUGGCUCUGGAGCCUACGGUAGCCCAUUGUCCUCCGGUUACUACGAUACAAUGGGUUGGGGCACUAUCUUGUACCACCUCGAUGACACUGAUGUGGCUGCAGCUCGUGCGUUCUAUCGAUCAUCAUCAAAUGUGACGGUGUCUGCGAGUGCACCAUAUUCGAGUGCACCAUAUUCGAGUGCACCAUAUUCGAGUGCACCAUAUUCGAGUGCACCAUAUUCGAGUGCACCAUAUUCGAGUACACCAUAUUCACGUGCACCAUAUUCACGUGUACAAUUGCCUUCAAGCGUGCAAAACUCCUCAAAUCAGCCAUCUUCGGCCACUCAAGCCACGCUCUCUCCAUCAUCAAAUUCUCCUCCCUCUCUAGUAGGCGCUGCCCCUCCAGCUGCUCCAGAAGGCUGCAGAAAUGCAGCUUUCCCGACUUCAAGAGGCUCUGAAGCGUUGGCAGCUGAUUCAAACAAACAAGAACCCAGACGUCGCCCCUGGAGUCAUAACUUACGUGCGCAUGGAAAUGCACAUGGGCAUACUCACUAG